Molecule: messenger RNA, 2524 nt
Organism: Phlebotomus papatasi
Lineage: Eukaryota; Metazoa; Arthropoda; Insecta; Diptera; Psychodidae
Product: ATR-interacting protein mus304
Exons: 4
Coding region: 143-2470 (775 amino acids)
Source: RefSeq, a predicted model, not a curated record
CCUGUUAUCCAAGAUUCCAAAAAUAAACAAAUGCACGCGUUCACGCCGCGCAAAAAAUGUAAACUUUCUCGUUUCUUACAAGUUUUUUUUUGUGUUUUUGUCCAAAUUGUGAUAAGAAUUUGUUGUUGAAAAGCUUUUGAGGAUGUCGAAGCGUUACUCAAGCCUGUUUCAGGACACAUUUGAGAAUAAGAGAGCGCGCCUGGACGUUAAAGUUGCAUCAAAUGUCCAGAUAAAUACGAAUUUUCCGGCGUCGAGUGUAGCCGGGCCCUCGAGGGCUCCUGUGGUGCGAUCUCACGUGGUCAGCAACAAUGAUCUGUGGGAUCUGGCUGAUGAUGAAGAUGAUCACUUUGUCCUACUGGCCUCUCAGGCAGCCGAAGCCAUGGAGCAGGGCGAGAAGGUGCUGCCCAAGAUGAAUGUUGACAAUUCAGAAGUGUCCUUCUCGCGCUUCAGCAAGGAAGUUGAUUCUAGUACCCAGGUCAGGAGGAAGAGCCCAGUGGAGAAUGUUGAUUUCUUUGGGGAUGAUGAUGCAUUUAAGGGUUGGACAGAUUGUUUUGAGGAUGAAGAGGAAGGGCAGAAGACGCCUGAAAGCGAGGAGAGACUCUUCAAGGAGCCAGAAAGGAAUAUGUCAGCAGCUGUUGGACAUGCCCAGGACAUUCAAAUAGACUACCUGCAGAAGGAGCUGAUGAAGCUGAAGAAGGACAAUGAGAAACUCAGAGCAGAACAUAUCCAAAUGCACGAAAAGUUCCAGACAAAAGACGGAGAAGCUGCUACUCUUCGGCUGGAACUGGAGCAGAUCCGAAAGAACCGCAUCACCAGUCAGAUGAAAGCCAAUGCAUAUGCUGAGAGCAAUGUCAAGAGUCUCCAGGCACAAAUCCAGGAACAAGAUAAAAUGAUCAAAGCUCUUGAAAUUGAGGCUAAAAUGAGAACGGCAGUCAAGAGGCACGAUCACUUUUCCACGCAGUACCCUCAGCAACCUCAGCAGCCUCAGCAAGAUCCUCCCAAGGAGCCACCCAAGGAACCUGAUUACAAUCUCCAUCUGCCUUCCUUGGAAGAACUAGCGAAACACUUCGAGACAAACGAAGACAGGAACAUCAAUAUCUUUCGCUUCAAGAAGGAAGCAGGAUGUUCCGAAAGGGGAAUGGCCGCUUAUGUCAAUGAUUUGGUGAAUCUCCUCUCAGACACAAUUUUGGGUCCGAGAGACGAAGAAGAAACCAGAAUCCGGAAUUUUUUUCAAGUGAUUUCCAAAGGAGUUCUUCACAUUAAGAAUUACUUGCUGAAUCUGGAAUAUGACGACUACAAAGAAUCCCAGUACAUUCCUGCAUUGCACAUUCGACACCUAAAUGCUGCCUAUUCCUUGGAAUCUUCAAUGGAGAAAGAAAUGGAUCUGUAUCAGAAAGAAAAACUCUUCAAAUUUGAGGAAUGCCACAUUGGAAGGCGCUUCCUGGCAAUUGUGGCCUUUGCUUGUACAAAGUUGCCUCUAAUUGAUUGUUUUAUUGAAGAGAUUCCCUGCAAAAGCGAUGGUCCGUCUUCCACUGGGAAUACAGAAACUAUCGUAAAGUGCUUACAGGAUAUUCUCCACGAUAUUAGCUAUACUAAAAACUUGAUUGGAUAUCUGGGACUUGUGACUGCAUCUGCAGAGAUUUUAUGUGCAUUGGCGUAUCAGAUUGUUGAUAGGCAGGAACAUGUCAAUUUGGCCAAUGAUCUAUUUAGAAUGAUUCUUCUUACGCGGCCACGAUUGCAAUCUAUGUUGGCACUGUCACGGUUUCUUUCGAGGUUGCCAUCAGAUAAUGUGUUACCCAAAUUCUUGGAAGGUUUGUGCCAUUCGAGUCCUAAGGAAACCUUUUUAAUGGACGAAGUAUACAAGAUUCAACGGUUUACGAAAGAAUCCUGCGCUAUGCAGGUCUUCGGUGCACUUUUGGAAUCAACAUGCUUGGAAUUGUAUCACAGCAAAGACACUAAACAAUGGUAUGUGGAUUGUGUGAUGGAAUUGGCAUUGAAUAUGAUCAAUUUCUACAUCGAAUGCUUCGGAAAUCAAUUGACGUGGAUCCAAAGGGUGACAGAAAGCAAUUGUGAUUGCUAUAACAAAAUUGGAUCAUCUGCGGUAGUUCUUCUUCAUUUCUGUCUCAAUCAUUGGCUCGUCAGAGGUGCACCACAGGACAGAAAAGUGUUCUUAAUAGCUCAACAAGGAGUGUUGCUCCUGCAUUAUAUUUUCGGAGUCAAUUUCAAAGAAACUGUGCUUAAAAAUAAUAGCCAUGGUGUGAAGAGUCGCCUUCAGAAAGUCUACAAUCUCGCAAAGCACUACCACAGACAAUUGCAGUUCAAGGAGUGUCACAGAUGUGCUAUUAACACCUUAGGAAUGAAUUUAAUCGUCGUGGAUCCUUUGUGUACAUCACAAAGUGGAAAAACUGCCUCUGACUCAGAAAAUGAAUUCAUCAGAGAUCUGGCUGAGACAUUCUUCAAUACUCUCUGAUAAGAGAAAAGAGAUACUAAAUUAUAAAUACAUUUUACCUGAUUUUUAGCAACA